Messenger RNA from Hypanus sabinus (Atlantic stingray), 4300 nucleotides. RefSeq names its product gastrula zinc finger protein XlCGF8.2DB-like. Gene Ontology annotation, molecular function: DNA-binding transcription repressor activity, RNA polymerase II-specific. Gene Ontology annotation, biological process: negative regulation of transcription by RNA polymerase II. NCBI's taxonomy places the organism in Eukaryota, Metazoa, Chordata, Chondrichthyes, Myliobatiformes, Dasyatidae. The record is from RefSeq and is a predicted model, not a curated record. The transcript has 2 exons. Bases 1380 to 2345 code for a protein of 321 amino acids.
CAGCCGCCUCUUUCUUUUGGUCUUGGCCUGUAGGCAGGAAGAACUUUCUUCUAGAGUCUCUUUGACCUUGAGCCAUCCUUGUUUGCACCUCUGUACAAAUUAUUCAGCUGAGGGGACACCAAUCUCUACCUAGCACAGCUUUGUGGGCCGAAGGCCCUGUAUUGUGCUGUAGGUUUUCUAUGUUUCUAAUGUUCAAUAGGUUCCAUGUUGGUGACUGGUGAAGUGCUUCGGCCUGAAAUCAUGACUGUUUAUUCCUCUGCGUAGAUGUUACCUGGUUUGCUGAGUUCGUCUGGCUGUUUGUUUUUGUUACUCUAUAUUUCCAGUAUCUGCAGAAUCUCUUUUGUUUUUUGUUUUAGUUCUGCAUUUGUUAGCGUGUUGGUCUUUGACUUUUGACACACUUCUGAUAUUGAGCAUAUUGUUUGUGGGAGCUCGCUGUGUUGAAAUAACUGCUAAGUUCUCUGCAGAAAAUCACUGCCUAAUUUUGAAUACAUGGCGGUAGGGAACCGGUACUUGUAGACACUAUCAAUGGCACCUUUCUUACCCAGAAAUCUUCGCGCUCCAAAAGCCGCUAUCGGAGGCUUACCUAUCAAAUGCGCAGGCGUUUUACGAAAAUAAAGCCCCUAGUUUCCGAAAAUCGCGCAUGCGCUGAGUGGACAACAGGCUCUGGAGGUUCGGUAGCAGGUUAAAAUCGGCAAAGAGUUUCUGUACAGGAAUCUCAAAGACAACACAUCAGUUCUGCUGUGUCUGUCCAGAAGUGACCAGAUAUUUCCUUUGUAACACCAACAUAUCUGUUGAUAGUUGGAAAUGAAGAUUAGAAACUUGUUUUGCCUCUGAAAUGACAAAAGCUUCUGUUUUAACUGAGUGAAAUGCACUGGAAAUGGGAUACUGAGAACACACCAGCAUUUAUUCACUAGAGAUCAGUUCUUCAACUGAAUUGAUUGUGCGAGGGAUUCACUAGGUCUAACAUCUGUCUUGAUGAAUCGCCAGAGAAUUGACAGCAGGGAUUUAUCGUUCGCCUACUCUCGGUGUGGGAAGUGAUUCACUCACUUAGCCGACUCGCAGAAACACCAGUGAGUUCACACUGGAUAGAGGUCAUUGACCUGCUCUGUGUAUGUGAGGGGAUUUACUCAGCCAUCCGGUCAGAAGACACAUCAGCAGGUUCACAACCGAAUGAGAGGGACGGUUCACCUGUUCUGACUGUGGGAAGUGAUUCAGUGUGUUACCCAUGCUGAAGAUACGUCAAACAACUGGUGAGAGGCCAAUUCACUGUUUGGUGUGUGGGAAGAAAUUCACACACUCAGCCUACCCACAGACACACCAGGGAGAGAGACCACUCGACUGUUCUGUGUGGUUGUGAGGGAUUCACUAGUUUAUCCCUCAUGAUGCCGCAUCAGAGAGUUCUCUCUGAGAAGAGGCCAUUCACCUGCUCAGACUGUGGGAAGGCAUUUACUCACCCAUCUCUCCUGCAGAGACACCGACGAGUUCACAGUGGGGAGAGACCAUUUAUCUGCUCAGUGUGUGGGAAGAGAUUCAUUCGGUCAUCUAAUCUGCUCACUCAUGAGCGAGUUCACACUGGAGAAAGGCCAUUCACCUGCUCAGACUGCGGGAAGGGAUUUACUCAGUCAUCCCACCUAAAAACACACCAGUCAGUUCACACCGGGGAAAGACCAUUCACCUGCUCAGACUGUGGGAAGGGAUUCACUCGGUCAUCUGACCUACUGGCACACCAAUCAGUUCACACCGGGGAGAUGCCGUUCACCUGCUCAGAUUGUGGGAAGGGAUUCACUCAGUCAUCCAGCCUGCAGACACACCAGCGAAUUCACACCGGAGAGAGGCCGUUCACCUGUUCAGUGUGUGGGAAGGGAUUCACUCAUUCAUUCCGUCUUGUAACGCACCAGCGAGUCCACACUGGGGAGAGACCGUUCACCUGCUCAGACUGCGGGAAGGGAUUUACUGAGUCAUCCAACCUGAUGAGACACCAGCGUGUUCACUCUAGGGAGAAGCUGUUCACCUGCUCAGACUGUGGGAAGGCAUUUACCCAUUCAUCUCACCUGAAGACACACCAGCGAGUUCACAGUGGGGAGAGAUUGUUCACCUGCUCUGUCUGUGGGAAGGCAUUCAUUCGAUCUUCUGAUCUGCUAAUCCACCAACGAGUUCACACUGGGGAAAGGCCAUUCACCUGUUCCGUGUGUGGGAAGGGAUUCACUCAAUCAUCCAGCCUGCAGACACACCAGCGAAUUCACACGGGAGAGAGGCCAUUUACCUGUUCCGUAUGUGGGAAGGGUUUCACUCACUCAUCCCACCUUGUGAAGCACCGGCAAGUUCACACUGGGGAAAAUGUUUAAUAAAGUUGCAUGCUGGAUGUUUAAUCAGCACGGUUGGUGAAUCCAAUGACAAGUUCCAAAGUGAGUUGGUGUCAAACUCUGCAAUUAUUGCUGCUGCUCAGCACAACCAGUUCUGCACCCUGGUCACUAGGCACGGGAGAGGCUCCUUCUGCGGAUGCUCACCUUUAAUGGGACUGGUGUUUGAUAUACUGGAUCUGAGACACUUCUACUUUAAACUCUCUCUCAGGUACCUAGUGUACAGUAGAGAGUCAACUCAGUCCAGCUGGUCUCUGCCCAUGUUUCUGAUCCACAACAGACUUUUUAAAUCCAUCCCUGCUGUUGACCUCUCGUUCUGCCUCUGGUGAUGGGUUCCAAAUGGUCACCACUCUGUGCAUGACGAGGUUUCCCUUGAAUUUCAUGCAUGACUUUCUGCAGACUGAAGAAGGAAAUGGGGUAGCUGCAGUUAUGUCUGACAUGUUCUUCAUUCCCCAAAUCUCUGCGAUGAGGAAGAAUGACAUUGGUAGUUAGCCUCUGUAUUCCCUGCCCUUCAACAUCAAGGGUCAUUUUCAAUGCUUCUGAAGUGCUGCGUCUCACACAGCUGGGUUGGUACAAUACACCACAGUCAUUUGAAGUCUGAAGGCAAAAUGGAGAACUAUUCAUUGGAUAUUCAAUGGGCAAGUGUUGGAAAUCAGAGUUGAGUCAGCACGGAGUAGAGUUUGGGGCUCUGGAUGGUGGUAGGGUUAAGAGCAUAUGAUGAGGAGAAGGAAAAUAGAUUGGGGAGGGCACAGCAAUACAGAGUAGUGACAUUGGAAGCUGCGUUACAGAAAAUCAAUUCUGUCAGAUUUGUGAAUUGUAGAGCACCUCGGUAGCAUAGCGGCUAGCUCAAUGUUACUACAGUGUGGGUUGUUGGAGUUCGGAGUUCAAUACUGCCACCCUCUGUAAGAAAGUUUGUAUGUUCUUCCCGUAUGUGCAUGGGUUUCCUCCAGGUGCUUUGGAUUUCUCCCACAGUCCAAAGACAUACUGGUUAGUAGGUUCAUUAGUUAUUGCAAAUUGUCCCAUGAGUAGGCUAGCGUUAAAUGGGCUAAAUCGGUGGGUUGCUGCUUGGCACGGUUUGGUGGACCAGAAAAGCCUGUUCUGCACUGUAUCUCUAAAUAAAAAUAAAAUAAAUAAAAAUAACUAGGUUGACUUUGACUAUUGAUACACACAAUGCUUGUUGACAUUGAAUGUAUUGAUUAAGUGAGCUUGCUGUGAGAAAGCAGCACACUGGGACGUAGCAUCCUCUAUGGGGUCAAUUAAAGGUGUGUUUCUCUUUUUUAAACAUCUUUUUUAAGAUCACAAGAGGCUACUGGACAUUAAAAACUUCAUGUACUGCAGGCCUACCCCAUCAGCUAGUUGCUUGUUAGCAGACGAUUGAGUACUGCUUGUUACAGAAAGGCGUUGGAGUUGGUGUGCAAAGGUAGUGUGCAGUCUAACAGUGAGUGAUUGUCUUGGUCAUUUUUCCUUGUGAUUGCAAGGCCCUGUUGGACAUUGGUAACAUGGAAUACUGUAAGUCUGAUUCAUUGGUUUAUUAGCAAGACCGAUGACAGAGGAGCUGUGUGGUCUCUGCUGUAGCACAGGCUAAGCCUCAUGCCUUGGUGUGGCCUGUCGCAACCGCCCAGGAGAGGUAACACCAGUGGCGGUAUCCAUGCUGGACUAGAGAGUGGCCCUCUCGUCAGUGCUGCUCUCCAGUGUUCAUUUGGUGAAAGACAAGCUGGUCAUCUGCGAUCUGCUGACAACAUCCAUUGACUCUGGGACUUGGGCUAUAUUAUCUUCUUUCUUGUGUGAUUGUAUGUUUACUGCUGUCUUAUAUGUGCUUUGUGCUGUGUAUGACUGUUGGUACUGUGUUUUUCAUCUUGAUUUCAGAGUAACACUGUUUCUUUUGCCUAUAUUCAUGAGUGUUCAUGCAUGGUUGAAUGACAAUUAAACUUGAACCUGUA